Messenger RNA from Stereum hirsutum FP-91666 SS1, 2658 nucleotides. Its product is annotated as DNase I-like protein. The record is from RefSeq and is a predicted model, not a curated record. Lineage: Eukaryota; Fungi; Basidiomycota; Agaricomycetes; Russulales; Stereaceae. The coding region runs from base 1 to 2658 and encodes 885 amino acids. The transcript is spliced from 4 exons. Gene Ontology annotation, molecular function: protein binding; phosphatidylinositol-4,5-bisphosphate 5-phosphatase activity. Gene Ontology annotation, biological process: phosphatidylinositol dephosphorylation.
AUGCAAGCCAAUCCGCCUCCGCUCCCCAACCGUCGCAACACUGCAGGAGUGCCGCCACCGCCACCCGAGCGCAUCCAUCACCGUCAUAUCUCAGUCGACGAAGAACCUCACGUCUCUUCUCCUCCCGACGACCUUGCCUCUCCUCCCACCGCCGCCGAGAACAACCGUGUGCUGAGCCGUCUACCUCCGCCGCCGACACGCAAGCUCGCACCAGGCGACAAACUGCCUCCCGCUCGUCGCAACACUUCCGAAUCCUCAGACGAGUCCGAUGCGCCAGACGACGAGAAAUCUCGCGCGGCGGAUGGAAUGCCCGAUACGUCGCGCGCAUCCCGUCGUGCGCCUGUGCUCGUCGCGCACUCGCAUUCGGAGAGCCAUAUACAUGUGCCGGCGCACGUUGGCUGCGUUAUUCAGGCGGCGCACGUCGUUGUGGUGGGGAAUGGACAUCAGUUGAAGGUGUUUGAUCUGAGUAUUUCGGAGAUGCCGAUUAAGGUGAUUAAGGGGGAGGACGUGAGUUAUUCGAGGGAGUUGAAGCCGAGCGCGUUGCAAUGGCGGGGCACGAGCGACGAUGAGGAGAGGGGGAGGUAUCUCUGGAUAGGGACGAAGGAGGGGCAUCUGUUCGAAUGGGAUGUGUUGAGGAUGUGUUGUACGGGUCAGAGGCUGGCGAUCCACGCGGGUCAGACGAUAUUGAAGAUCAUGCGGUGUGGACUGGCGAUGGUGAGCGUGGACGAAGCAGGGAAGGUGAUCGUCUGGGUGCCGGCGAGAGAAGGGAUGGAAGGGAUGAACUACAUGGACACAUUUAAGGUCUUCCGCAUCCCGGAGAAAUCGACGUGGUUCGACAUCUUUGACGCGAGACUGUGGACCGCGACGAGGGAGACAAAGGGCGAGUCGGCGGGACGGGGCCCGCCGAUCAAGUGCUAUUCGUUGUUCGAUAAGGCGGACAGUAUCGGGCGGACGCUGCUCACGUCGGAACAUACGGCGCCUGUGCUCUGUGCGUCGAUGUUGCCCUCGCAGCCGGACACGAUCUAUGUGGGCCAUGAAGGUGGUUUUGUCUCGAUCUGGUCCUUGGCGCUCGAGGCGGACCGCAUACCGAAGUGUGUGGAGGUGAAGAAGAUCUGGGCGUCGGAUGUGUUGUGCAUGAAGGGUGUGGGCGAUAGGCUGUGGAUGGCGGGUAGGAAGGGAACGGUGAAUUGUUAUGAUGUGGGGGAGAGCGCUGAGGGCGAGCAGGAUGUGCAGCAGGGUGGGAGGAGGCCGUGGGUGCUGACGAAUCAGUGGGUUGCGUGUGGGAAGGUGGAGAAGGGGAAGGAGGGGACGCCGGUGACGGGUCUCGAGGUGGAUAUGGUCGGUCUGGAGAAGCUGGGGAGGUUGUGUGUGAUGAGUUGGGGGAGAGAUGAGAAGGUCAGGUUUUGGGAUGGGUUAAUGGGUGACGAUUGGAUCGAUAACGAACUCAUCAAACGCGAGACGUCUUUCAGUACCUAUCGCUCUCUCAACGUUCUCAUCGUCUCCUGGAACGUCGACGCUGCCAAACCCGACGCACUCACUCAGCCUGGGAGUAGCCCGGAAAACAUCGCCUUCCUCUCUGACGUGCUCUCCACCGUCGAUUCCCCCGACAUCAUCGCCUUUGGCUUCCAAGAACUCAUCGACCUCGAGUCUCGAAAGAUGGCCGCAAAAUCGGUCUUCCUCGGUGGUGGGCUCGGUAAAUCCGACACUCACGACAAGGGAGGAGACGACAGUCCAAUAUCGGACAAGGUGUCUAGUUCGUACAAGAGGUGGCACGAGAGACUGGUAUUGGCGGUCAGACUGGCCAUGCCGCCGGACGCGCCGUAUACGGUGAUUCAUACGGAGAGUUUGGUGGGGCUGUUUAGUUGUAUCUUCGUGAAGAAUGCGGAGAGAGUCAGUUUGAGAGAGGUUGCGACGGCGACUGUGAAGCGCGGUAUGGGUGGACGUUAUGGGAAUAAGGGAGCCAUCGUAUCCAGAAUGGUCAUCGACGACUCGUCGAUCUGUUUCCUCAACUGCCAUCUGGCUGCCGGUCAGCAUCACGUUCGUCAACGUAAUGCGGAUCUUGCAGCUAUGGUGGAGCAGAAGGGACUCUUCCCAGAGUCUGAAACCGUCGAAGACUCGCUCGUGUUCGUUGGUGGUGGCGAUGGGUCCAUGGUUCUUGACCAUGAAAUCGUCUUCCUCAACGGCGACAUGAACUACCGCAUCGACCAACGCCGGGAUGCCGUCAUCUCCGCCAUCCGUAACGAUACCUACCGUUCCCUCAUCGUGCACGACCAACUGCACAAAGAAAUGCGACACAACCCCGCCUUCCGACUUCGUUCCUUCACCGAAGGCCCGCUCACCUUCGUACCCACAUACAAAUACGACCGUCAUUCCACGGAAUUCGAUUCGUCCGAAAAAGCGCGUAUACCCGCUUGGUGCGAUCGCGUACUGUGGAGGGCGAGAGAUAUGGAGCGCGUGAGGCAGCUGCAUUAUCAGAGGUACGAGCCGGACGUGAGCGAUCACAGGCCGAUCAGCGCGGCGUUUGAGAUGACGGUGAAGAGUGUGAGGCAGGAUGCGCGGGCGGCGUGUAAGGCGGAGGUGCAGAGUUUGUGGGUGGAGGAGCAGAUGGAGAGGUUGGGGAUGGCGAGGGCGUUUUAUGUGGAGCAUAAUUUGAUGUGA